This is a messenger RNA of Cotesia glomerata, 2456 nucleotides long. It is a transcript of the gene SrpRalpha, whose product is annotated as signal recognition particle receptor subunit alpha homolog. Lineage: Eukaryota; Metazoa; Arthropoda; Insecta; Hymenoptera; Braconidae. The transcript is spliced from 6 exons. The record is from RefSeq and is a predicted model, not a curated record. Bases 164 to 2068 code for a protein of 634 amino acids. Gene Ontology annotation, molecular function: GTP binding; ATP hydrolysis activity; GTPase activity. Gene Ontology annotation, cellular component: endoplasmic reticulum membrane; signal recognition particle receptor complex. Gene Ontology annotation, biological process: SRP-dependent cotranslational protein targeting to membrane.
UACAAAAGAAAACAUAUGGUUUUAUACACAACAUAGAUUUAUUGUGAACUGUAGGUUAGCUACGACUAUUAGACGUUUAAGCAUACAUAUAUACGUGUACAUAUACAUAAACAGAAAAAAACAUAAUAAAUAAUUUAAAAAGUGAUAAAAAAUAUAUUUGAAAAUGUUGGAUUUCUUUACAAUAUUUACUAAAAGUGGGCUAGUUCUGUGGUGCUCUCGAUACGGCUAUCCUGAUAUAUUUACUCCAGCUGUAAAUGCACUUAUAAGAAGUGUCAUAUUGCAGGAGCGUACCGGAGUUAAUUCAUAUGAACAUGAGUCUCUACGAUUGCAAUACAAGUUGGAUAAUGAAUUUGAAUUGGUAUUUGUGGUCGCUUAUCAAAAAAUAUUACAGCUGUCAUACGUUGAUAAAUUUUUGAACGAUAUUCAUUUGGAAUUUCGUGAUAAAUAUAAUGACUUGUUAAUAAAAUCCUUGUGGUUUUGGAACUAUAAGUUUGAUGAUGAAUAUAAACACGUAUUAGCAAGUGCUGAGAAAUGGGGUAAACAACAAGCGGCAAUACCCAAACAAAUGCGUACAUUUGAAGAAAGUUUUAAAUCAAAGAAAACUGUUGCUAGUAUGAUUGAGAGAAAAGAUGAUAAAGAUAAUAAUAAAAAACAACAGCAAGCUAAAAAGAAAAAAACUAAUCCAAUUGAUGAAGCUCCAGUUAAAAUUAAGGAUUCUUUCAAAGAAAACGAUGUAAAUUCGAAUGUAAAUAAUGAAGAUGAUAUGAAUGAUGAUGUACUGGCGAUGAAUCGUUUAAAAUUAGCUCAACGAUUCAAUAACCAGAAGAAAAAACCAGAGAAACAAAAAAGUCCGAAAGAAGAGAAAGUUGGAAAGAAACCACGGGUAUGGGAAUUAGGUGGUACCAAUAAAGAUUUACCAAAUCUAGAGCGUACUAAAGAUAAAAUUACUGAUACGCCGAUUAACGUACAAGCCAAUACCGCUCUCAUUGGUAAAAUGGAAGGUCCAAUCCCUAAUUUAGAAGUUCCCAGUGAUUCUGAAGAUGAAAUAAAUGAUAACAUUUCGGCUACAACUAAUAAAAAAAAAUCACAAGCUAGUAAAUCAUCUGGAGGAAUGUUUUCAAUGUUGAAAGGUUUAGUCGGUAAUAAAUCAUUGACGCAUGAAAAUUUAGAUCCAGUUUUGGAAAAAAUGAAGGAUCAUUUAAUUAUGAAAAAUGUCGCUGCUGAUAUUUCAAUGAGUCUUUGUAAUUCUGUACGAGCUAAGCUAGAAGGAAAAGUAUUAGGAACAUUUGAAAGUAUCGCUAGCACUGUUAAGAAUACGUUGACUGACUCACUAGUACAAAUAUUGUCACCUAAACGUAGAGUUGAUAUACUCCGUGAUGCUUAUGAAGCAAAAAAGAAUGGACUGCCUUAUGUUAUGUCUUUUUGUGGUGUUAAUGGUGUUGGAAAAUCAACAAAUUUAGCUAAAAUAUGUUUUUGGUUAAUUGAAAAUAACUUCCGUGUAUUAAUAGCUGCAUGUGAUACAUUCCGAGCUGGAGCUGUAGAACAAUUACGUACGCAUAUGCGUCACUUGAAUGCUUUACAUCCACCAGAAAAACAUGGCAACGUUACAAUGGUAGAAUUAUAUGAAAAAGGAUACGGUAAAGACGCUGCUGGAAUAGCAUCUGAGGCUAUUCGUUAUGCCAGAGAUUGUAGAAUAGACAUUGUGUUGAUUGAUACUGCUGGUAGAAUGCAAGAUAAUGAACCACUGAUGCGUGCACUUGCUAAAUUAAUUAAGGUUAAUCAACCAGACCUAGUGUUAUUUGUCGGUGAAGCGCUCGUUGGUAAUGAAGCUGUUGAUCAAUUAGUUAAAUUUAAUCGUGCACUUGAGGAUUACAGUAACUCAGAAAAUCCACGUACUAUUGACGGAAUCGUUUUAACCAAAUUUGAUACUAUUGAUGAUAAGGUUGGUGCAGCUAUUUCUAUGACUUACAUCACUGGCCAGCCCAUUGUUUUUGUUGGCACAGGUCAAACUUAUACCGAUUUAAAAACAUUAAACGCCAAGGCCGUGGUUCAUGCUCUCAUGAAAUAAUUUUUUUUACAAAAUUUAUGAAAAAAAAAAAAAUCGAAAAAAAAAAAACAAUUUAUAUAUAUAAAUUGAUUAGGCUUGAAUUAACUAAUUUGUAUAUUUAUAAAAGAUAAAGUUAAUAGCAUUGUUAAUCAAAGUUAUUUAAAAAUUCUUCAAACUAAUUUUUAGCGAAGAUAUGAAUAUAAUGAAAUUAUAUUUAAUUAUUGAUUAUAUUAUUUUAUAUAUGGCUCAUGGGAACUUGUUCUACGACUUUAGAAUUAUUUUCUUGUGCUUCAUCUUCGAGUUCCCAAAUAAAUGCAUCAUUAAAUUUAUUGACUUCGGGUACUGUACCACAAAUAUCAAUACGUAAAAUAACACCUGAAAAGUCAAUAAAAUAAUAUUUUUAAAUGAA